Caretta caretta (loggerhead turtle) is the source of this 11670-nucleotide messenger RNA. It is a transcript of the gene ATMIN, whose product is annotated as ATM interactor. The record is from RefSeq and is a predicted model, not a curated record. Gene Ontology annotation, molecular function: DNA-binding transcription factor activity, RNA polymerase II-specific; transcription cis-regulatory region binding. NCBI's taxonomy places the organism in Eukaryota, Metazoa, Chordata, Testudines, Cheloniidae. Gene Ontology annotation, cellular component: nucleus. Gene Ontology annotation, biological process: positive regulation of transcription by RNA polymerase II.
GCUGCCUCCGUCGCGCUCCCGGAAGUUCUGCUGCUGCUAGGCCGGUUUGUUUGUAAGUGGCCGAAAACAACAUGGCGGCGGCAGAGCGCGCACGGGGCGGAGCGGGGCCGGGGUGGCCCCGGGCUUCGGCCUCUGUCACGGAGCGUCCUGUGUCCCGGGAGCUCGUGCGGCCGUCGGUGACGGAGCUGUCCCGGGCCGUGCGGACCAACAUUCUGUGCACGGUGCCCGGCUGCGGCAAGGUCCUGCCCAACAGCCCGGCCCUGAGCAUGCACCUGAGCAAGGCCCACCGGGUCCAGGAUGGAAAAAUAAAUGCAUCAAUAAGAAAGGGUUUGAAAACUACACAGAAAUUCUACUGCUGUCCUAUUGAAGGCUGCCCUAGAGGACCAAACAGACCAUUUUCCCAAUUUUCACUUGUAAAACAGCACUUUAUGAAAAUGCAUGCUGAAAAGAAGCACAAAUGUGAUAAAUGUAGCAACUCGUAUGGCACGGAAUGGGACUUGAAACGACAUAUAGAAGACUGUGGCAAGACUUUCCAGUGUACUUGUGGGUGCCCUUAUGCCAGCAGAACAGCAUUACUGUCUCAUGUUUACAGAACUGGCCAUGAGAUCCCUGCAGAGCACAGGGAUCCACCUAGUAAGAAAAGGAAAAUGUGCACUGUGGUUUCCAAUCAGCACUUGGCAGAGAAAGCGAGUGAAGCGUUCAUCAAUGCACGCAUCAGUAGUACUUGCACUCAGGAAUUGGAAUCAUCUGAGAUGAAGCUAAUGGCCUCCUUUGAAGGCUCCUGCAGUUCUAAUAUCAGUAAGCAAACGCUCUCACAGCCAAAGUGUACACCGAAAAUGCUUUUGCCAAAGCCCAAAGUAGCUUUGGUUAAACUUCCAGUAAUGCAGUUUGCUCACUUGCCUAUUUUUGUAUCAGCAACAGAUUCCUCUGUCAAACCUGUUGUGGUGGCUGUUGAUAAUCAAGGCUCUGUUAUGAGUACUGUUCACUUAUUACCUCAGUCUAUAGGAAUUCUGAUACCAGCAUUAGAGGCUGAAGCACUUGUAUUUAAAAACACUGUGCCUAUUUCAAAAACGGCAAAUUCUGGUGAUGUUGAACCGAUUAGCAACAGUGUCCAAGUCAAUUUGAGUAAGGUAACAUCAAAUAAUACAGUACAAGAGCUGGGGAGCAUUUGUCACAAGAAUAAAAUCUCUUCAAUAAAUGUACAAACUGACUUAUCUUACAUUUCACAGAACUUUGUGCCAUCUGCAGCCUGGACUCCUGAUUCUUCUGUAUCCUCUUGCUCUCAGACAGACCUGACAUUCAGUUCACAAAUUUCGCUACCGGUUAGCGUUCAGACUCAGACAUUGUUGCCCAGUUCUAAACUGACUUCAUCCAUAGCUGCCCAGACUGAUGCUUUUGCUCAGGCUUGUUUCCAGUCAUCUGGCGUUUCUAGAGAGACCCAAACCAACAGAACACAGAACUGUAUUGAAGAGAGAGUACAAAUGGACCAGGCUGUAAUGUGCAAUGACAUUUUUGACAGUGUUCAUUCGGUUUACAAUGUUUCAACCCAGAUUGGGCUCCCGGAAAACAAUUUAAUGGCUGCAAACAUGGAUCAAGGAUUGCUACAAAGAAGUAACUGCAAGACCCUGAGUCAGGAUACAAUAAAAAAUGAAUCCAUUAUCAACUUCAAUACACAGACUACUAUACUCCCACAGCAAAAUAUGACGGAUAAUCAAACCCAGACAAUGGACUUACUAAGUGAUCUGGAAAACAUCUUUUCAGGUAACAUGCCUGGUCAGACAUUGGAUAAUCGUGGUCUUUUGUCUGACACUAGCUCUGGUGCUGAUACACAUCUGCCAUCUGGCCCUACACAGAGCACGGGAAUAGACUUUGACAUUGAAGAGUUCUUUUCAGCUUCCAAUAUUCAAACCCAAACUGAGGAGAGUGAACUUGGUAACCUGAACUCUGAGCCGGUCUUGGAAUCUCUGGACAUUGAAACACAGACUGACUUAUUUUUUUCGGAUAGUGCCACUCAAUCCUAUAGCUGCAGAGGAAAUUCUAACUUUUUAGGUUUGGAAAUGUUUGAUACCCAGACACAGACAGACUUAAAUUCCUUCUUAGACAGUAGCACCCAUUUGCCUUUGGGAAGUAUUUUGAAGCAGUCCAGCUUCUCCAUGAGCACUGACUCGUCUGAUACUGAAACCCAGACAGAAAUACCCUCUGCUGCUAAACAUAUAGCUAGUCAAAAUAUAGAAAAUAAAGUCCAGCUGAAUAGUGCUGAAACACAGACUAUGGAUAGCUGCUUUGAGACCCUUGGAAGCCUAUUUCUUACCAGCAAUGAGACACAGACAGCUAUGGAUGACUUUCUUCUGGCUGACUUGGCCUGGAAUACAAUGGAGUCACAGUUCAGUUCAGUAGAAACACAGACCUGUGCAGAAUUGUGUUCCUUGGUUUGUCAGAAGUUUGGAACAAGCCACUGAGUGCUACUUAAUAAAAUUGUUUUCCUUGUGGUUUGAAACUAAAUUAUUGGGGUGGGGAGCGGGAGAAGGGACUGACCAAGUUAUCUACGUUGAAUGUAGUUGCCCACAUGCAGUUGGUCUAAGAAAACCUUUUCAUGCAUAAGGUACUUCAGCUGUUGUAUAUGUAACUUAAACAUAGAAUAUGUGUACAUGCUUGUAACCUGUUAAUGUAAGUUUGAACUUUAAAGUGAAUGUUCUCGUGGUGCCUACCAUUGUUGAUCUGUGUUACAAAGCUAUAUCAACAUGUCGAUUGAACCUCAGUUUAGGCUUUUAUAUUUGUCUAUACCUAUAUACUUCUGGCUCAGACCUAGGCCUACUUUUGCAUCAAGACAGUAAGCCUAUCUAAUUCUGACACAUCUCGCUCACCAAAAAAGCCCUUAUUGGCAUAAGCUGCUUUUUGUUUUUUAAAGUCUUAAAUUUGACAAGAUUAUCAUAUGGCAAGGUUUACCAGUCCCAUACAAAAAUAGAUGUUGAGGAAUGUAUUAGUAGAUGUAGUUUCCAAGCAGUUGUCCCAAAAAUGAACCUGUAACACAAAUUUGCUGAUUAUUGCGUAUAUAAUUUAAAGUGCAACUAAUGUGGGUAGUGACACUUGUUUUUACUUCUCUCUGAAUUGGUAUAAUCAGCGUUGAUGUUAAGGGGGUAUAAAAAGAACUUUUGAGAUACUUAACUCUUAAAGUUAUUAUGCAGUAACUUCACUGCACAUACUGUAAUAAAACAGACAGCAUACAGGUCUAAAGUAUUUUUGGACUUUUCAAGGAGGGAUUUGUGUUCCUAAACUAUGAUUUUUUUUUAAUUUUUUUUUUCAAGAAACUCUGGUUCUGAUGAAAACAAAAUCAAGGACAUUCUAAAUAUUAGAAUGUCUGUCUGAGUGAAAGAUCAGAAGAAAUCAUCAGGUUACAUUGCAAUUCACCUACCAAUAGCACAGUAUUUGCUAAUUUGAGGAACAGUAUAUUGGUUAUACUAUAACUACCAACCUUACCAAAGACCUUAGGAAACUUGUAAUGACUGAAUUCUCUGAUAUCCUGUUGAUUAAAUUACUACUCUUAAAUCUUACUCUUCUAGAACAAGACUAGGUAGAACUCUGAAAGUUCAGAGUGUUUGAGGCUGCUGACUUCCCUGUAUAGCAGCAGGUACUUUGUUCCUCUGCACAGUGGGCUCUGCAGCCCCUCAUGCCCCUGGCUUCACUGUAAAGCAUUCCCCUUCAGCGGUUACCUGUUAAAAGCUGAUGAUGCUCAAAAAAGUAUGGAGAUUUUCUUCAUCUACUGUCGUCUCCUAUCUGGUCAGUGACAACAGUCAUCUAUUUCAAUGGAGAGGCAGUUAUUCUGAUGUGAAUUUCUUUUCUGUGAGCCAGUCUUCAGCCUUGCAUCACUUUUUUCCCCAUCUUUUAGUAUUUCUGAGGUUACUAACUUUUGUAUUUUCUUGUAACUUUAUUUCAGGAGCAUCCAGUUCUGCCUUGAAGGUCAGUCUGGAAGGCUGGUUGCAGCUGUGCCUUGCCUUAGAGCACCUGUGUGUGCCAUCCAGAAAUCUUUGGAACCGAUUCCAUGCUCCCCUGUCUCCAGUUUAUGGAAAAGGCACAGCUCUGAAGAUCAGCGUGUAAAAGGCACAAUCCUUUAUCUGUGUUGGUAGGAGACUCAAAGUGCAACUGGUUUGCUGCAGCCUGAGUGGUGGUGGCAAUUGCAGAUGGAAUUUGAGGUUCCAUUGAUGUUUGGAGCACUGCAGUGGGGUCAGAAUGUCUCAAUACACUAGCAAGAUCUGUCGUCUUAGUGUGUUGUCAGAGCUUGGCACACUAGAGGAAUUUGUAAUGUUGUGGCCUAGGUUGCCUUACCAUUUCAUCGGAGUAUGGUGAACGUGCAGGGCACUGACAGCACCAUUGAUCUAUCAGGGCUUGCUGUGCCAUUGGAGCUUGAUGCACUAGCAGAUAAUCUUGGAUCACAUCAGAGUUGGGUGCUACAGUGAUACUCUCCCAGCACAGGCACAUCUUGUUCCUACUCGUUCCUGUUCCUACUUCCAAUAUGCUGGGUCAGUGCUAUUUGGUGGCAUCUCAAAACAGAGGCUUGGUGUAUUUCUGGUUAGCAUGCCAGUCGGUAUCUUUGAGGGGACUUGGAGCAUUGGCCUGUUUGUGUACAAACAUACCAGGCAUCGACGCUAUGGAGUAACUUACAUGAUAUACAGGUGCAUUGCCCAGCUGUUCCCCUGCUGCACUAGGCAGAUGUUCACCCAUAGCACUAGUGCCGACGAAGUGAGUUUGAGGUGCUGAUGGUUGGUACACCGUAGAGCCUUCUUUAUGGGGGAGUUCUUCAUGGUGGUGGCUUGAAUUGCUUUGCCUCAGAGCAUUUCAGACCGCCUUUACCCAACCCCAACUUCUGCAUGAUUGCUUGUUGUAGUAGACCAAAACGUUGUUGUGACGGGGAUAGCUUAGUAUGAUGUGCAGUGAAUGUAUUGCAUACCUGAGCUCCCAGGCACACCAAUUCUAUGCCUCUGCAGCCCACUCUUCAGGCCAGUGUUUCAUAGAUGCAUUUUGGGGCGCUGCUGUAGUGUGCCAAUCAGUAAGGCAUUGUCUGUACCUAUCUUGGAGCAUUGGACAGAUGAGGAAGUCAGAUACAUAGACAUCAGUGUAUCAUGGGGCCACUCCCAGGCACAAGAUCAACUUGUUGGAGAGGUUUGCACAUCUGUGUCUGCCUUUGAGAAGAUAAGGUUUGGGCUUUGCACUAAAGCACCCAGCUUGAGCUGUCCAGUGGCCUUGAGUCCUGCAGCCUUCAUAAACUGAGAGGAAGCGUGAGACAUGGUGUUCUAACUGGGAGUAUUUGCCAGUAGGUGGCAGAUACCAGUUAAGACCAUAGUGAAACUUGAAUUUUGAUUUUUGCAAUAGUAUUCUGGUACUUGUGAUUGGAUGUACCACAAGACAUGAUUUCAGUGGGCCUGAAGUCCAAGGAGGAACAAAAUACAUAAUUCAUAUCGACAAAUGAUGAAGACUGAGCCUGUCUCCCUUAACUGUGGUCACCAGACCUUCAUUCAAAUUCCAUUAAGUCAAAGUAUGCAGCUUCCUGUGCUGUCCAAUUGGUAGUUGCCUUUAGAUAACCACAUUCUCUACUUGUAGAUGUCUUUGGGAUGCAUGUUGGCUACAUGAGCUCAUUGCAGUCUCUGGUCUCUUCUUUGGUUGUCUUGGGGCAUGUUUACUAAUCUAGGGUCAUUACUGAACUCUAGAGUUUUGGCUUCUCUUUCAGACUUUUGUAUCUUCUCCUCAAUGUUGUGUGUUGCCUCUCACUAAGCUGAUGUAUGUCCAGUUACUUUAUUGACUAGAGGAGUAACCCUUUUGGCUGCAGCAGAAAGGAAGAGGCUGGAUUAAGCACUCAGCAUAUCCCUGCAAGUAUAUCCUUAGUUGGUCAUUUUAAAGGUCAUGUGCAGAUCCCAGAGCAACUCCUUAGCACAUUUUGUUCACUGGUGGUAAUAAGGACCCAAGAUCCUGCUUUCAGUUUUGCAAAGGAACACUUGCUUACCCACAGGAAGAGGGGAGGUAUUGGGCAUAUGUUUGACACUAAUCAGUCACUCAUCUGUGUAGAAGUUUUUGUUUCUGGAGUCCUGAUGGAAGUGAUCUAUAGCCCGUCCUUUCUGGGCACAGCUCCCAGCCCAAAACUGAGAAUGUUUCCCUCUUUACUAUGGAGGACUUAACCAAUAUGCUAGAUGAAGGUGACUGUUCUGUUGCAGGAUAUUACUUUGUCAAAUCAGUCUUUUCUUGGGAAGGCUUUUGACUUUUCCUGCUUUCUUAAAUGUGCUAUUGUCAAGCCAACAGACUCAGCUGGUGGGCAUCUCUGCCCCUACUUGAAAUUGUGUAAUGCAAACAACAGAUCCUUCUACAUACCUGCCUUGUAAUGUGCAUGCCCUAUGCUGCUUGUCACCUGUUUAAUAUCUCCCUGACGUUCUCAGAAGUGGAAGUGUCCUGGAAUUGUCCACAAUCCUGAGUGUACUAAACUGCCUUUUGCUAUUCUAGUUCUCCAUGAUUUGGUGAGUCUGCUGCUUUGUGGAAACUCCCUUCAAGUUUCUUUCCUCUAGAAGCAGGAGCCCAGUCAGCGUGGUAUACUGAGAGAAGAGAAAACUACUUACAUGUAAUUCUGGUUCUCUGAAGAUAUAGCAUGACUGGAUUCCUUCUCACCCAUCCAAUUCCUGUGAGAGACAGAUGAAGUUUGGCUGGAUUCAUCCAUCCUGUCUUUUACUAUUUGUAGCAAUGUUUAUGCUUUGGUUUUAAGAGUUAUUUCCCACUGGCUUACUGUAGAACUAGCGAAUGCAUUUCUUAGUGCAUAGAUGGCUGCGGCCAUCCAACUGAUGCAUUGAUUAUACUGACAUCUCAAAGUGAGAGUUAGAUACAUAAGUUCUCAUAGGUAAUUGCUUCAAUCUCUUGCUCAAAAAAACUAGCAACUGGAGAACAAGCAGGCUGUACGGAGGUGGAACGUACCACCUGCCAUGGAAGAGAUGAUGAUGUGGGGACUCAGCAGCCCUGCACAACUUGACAUUUUGGAAGUUUAGGCUUUGUUCCAGAAGCCCAAAACUCAAGAGUGGGGAUCAAUUUCUGUGACAUGUUCAGUGUGUGGAAUUACAGCAGGUAAGUUUCCCACUACUAGCCCCCCAAGUACUACUAGCCACCUCACAGGCUCGUGAUGCCGAGCUGCAGGUUAUCCUUUCUUUGGUUUAAGCCUAAACCUUUUUACAAAGGGGUGAAUUGUGCAUGCACUGUUACCAGUGACUAUGGCCUAAAGGAAACCAGCAGCAUUUUUCAAUAGAAAUUAGUUUACACUGCUGGUUCCCAUGAACAGUUGUCUUAUUUCAGUUCUCUAAAAUAUGCAGUUACAGAGCACAGUAAUAUGACAGGGCUUCAAUGCUGAAUUUGGCCCCAUUUCUCCUAGCCCCGCAGGAUUAACAUUUGGCUAUUACCUUAAAUGAGUAUGGUAUUAUCACAAUUUGAAUUUGUUAAAUAAAAUCCAGUGGCAUGAAAACAAUUAAACAGUAAAUAUACCUUGUUUUGAUGGACAUGGGUCACUUUAGUCCCAGAGUUACCUACAGUCAAAACAAAUGUGAUGUGUUCAUUCUGAUUGUAGAAAAUUAUUUACAUUGGAAAUUAUGAAAAUGGGGCUGUGGAAAAUUCCUUACACGAAAGGAAUGGAUUCCACAUCAUUAAGAUAUCCCUAGUUCUGGAUUUAUUAAUUAACACUUGUAAUAGACGAGAGAGGUCACAACCGAAUUUGGCCCUGUUGUGCUAAGCACUGAACAAAUACAUUAAAACUUGAUUUGAAAUCUUCAAUGAAUAUUUUUCUCUUCCAAACUAAUUUUUUUCUUUUUUCAAUUUCAAUUUUUCUUGCAUUGCCCUUCCAAAAUGAUUUGCACUACCUUAAGUGUGUCAGUCAGCAAAACUGAUUUUAUGCAGGAUUCUUUCUCAGUAUUGUUAACAGUGACUUAGAUGUUUCACUACCCUUUUGUUGGCUGUAAUGGGCUGGCUGGUGAAUAAAGGGAGACUUUGUUUUUGGUACCCAAAAUAGCCGAUGGUUUUCCCCAUAGCCUCUCCACACAGACUUUUUUCCAAAUAGUCAUACUUGCACAUCCUGCUUUAUCCCAAUUUCUCACCCUUGCAACUAUUGGAUCUCACAAUUUUGUGUUAGACCACUCUGAACUCCACUCAAAUGGGCUGUGAUUGGUCACCUAAUCAUGCAUCACAUGACCUGUUUGUUUGUGGGAAAAACUUGAAUGUAGGAUUUGCCACUAUGGCUCAGCCAACUGGUUAAUCAAAUCCAGUAUUCUACUGCAGGCAAUGCUUAUUACCUGAUCUUUCAAAGGAAAAUGAAAAACCCUAAAAUGCUCUAGGGCCUGAUCCAAAGCCAUUGGAAUAGAUAGUAUCUCCAUUGCUCUCAGUGGGCUUUUGGAUCAGACCUUUAGAAAACCAUAUAAUACUUUUCUCUCGGCCAGAGAUGAAUUCUUCCCUGGUCUGUCACAAUCAUUUUACUGUGCCCUGAAGCAUGAGUUAAGAUGAAGGUGCUCUACUUUCCUUGGCUGGCUGUAAAUAAAGUUGAAUGUUAUCUUGUCUGUCUAAAGCAUCCAGUUUUUCAAAGGGUGGUAAAAGCAAUCCAGAGACAAGUCUAUAUUGUCUCUUGGAUACAUCCACAUAACCCUCAUGGCAUGCAGAUUCCCUGAGAGAAACACCAGGGACAAAACAUUUAAAUAGAGGAGUAAUGCAAUUGUGGACACUUCUAACUUAUGUACAUUAGAGAUUUGGAUGCUUUUAUUGUAAAUAGGGUAUUUUGCAUCUACCUGGGCAGAGAAGUGGCAUACUGGUAACGUGCAUGUACGUAGCUAUUUGGACAUGAACAUAUGCAUAUAUCAACUUCAAAACAAAAAAACUGGCUUUAGCUUCUGAAAGAAUACUGACACUUGUAUGCAAAUUAAACAUAUUGCACUUUCAUUCAUUAACACAAAGGAGACAUAAACAGAAGUGCACUUUUUCAGGGCGCAGCCCCUUUCUUAUAUUCUUCAGAAUAUAAGCAAAAAGACAGCUGAAAAACUAGAUAUGUCAAACGUAACAAUGAGUUGCCUUGCAUUUUUAUUGGUGUCACUAUAUAUUGGUAAAAGUUUACGUUAAGCCCUGAUAACAGAGAGGAGGCAUGUUUGUUUAUACUAUGGAGAUAUGCAGGCACCCAUUUAUGUGUAUACACUUGUAAAUACUUAUUUGAGCUAUUUGAUAGCAUGAAAAAACACUUUGUUUAAAUUGCAGGGAAGUGUUUGUUUCCUCAGCCUGACAGAAAUUGGCAGUCUAGGAUAAAUUGAAUUCUCUUAAAUAUACAUGUACACUUUUAUGUACGUAAAGUAGCUGCUGUGUAGAAACUCUUCUCUUCGACGUUAUCUGAAAUCCUAAAGCAGCAUAAAGCAUUUAUAUUCAGUUAAGAGUUAAACAGCUUAAAGAAACUAAGACUGUAAAACUGGUCAUGCUGAACUUGUUCAAGCUAUAAACCAUUCCAGAUCCACAUCUGUUUUUUCCCAAUUUACUUUUUUAUAAAUUUCCCUUGAAAAUGUGACCUCCAAGUACACACGUGCCAUGCCUUUUUUAAAAGUCUAAAUUCUGCUGUUACUCAUGUGUACAUAUAAAUUACCUUUCAGAGUAGCAGCCAUGUUAGUCUGUAUCUGCAAAAAGAAAAGGAGUACUUGUGGCACCUUAGAGACUAGCAAAUUUAUUUGAGCAUAAGGUAAUAGAGCAUGUUUCUAACUUAACAAAAUGACUGUGUUCUGCUAUUUUAGGUCCUGGUCCUGCCAGGUACAUUUUGGUACAUUUUUAACGUUAAGCAUGUGAAUAAUGUAAUUUAUUUCAGUGGUACUGCUCACAUUCUUAACUUUUAAGUGCAUAUGUGUUGGAAAGGUUGAGGUUUUAAAUUAAAAGGUUAUCUAAUAUAAAAUCACGGGUGUAGAAUGUACUUGAAUAAAGCAUGGAUGUGCAUAAUAUGAGUAUGCUUUGUUCGGUCAAUGUAAAUCAUUCUUCAUUUGCUAAAGGAAUAUCUGGUGCUGAAAUUACAACACUGAGGUCAACCAAAUUAUAUUUAAAUGAUCUUUUAUCAUGAAAGUUGCUCAGAGUAAUUCUCCAGUUUCCUUUGCUUUAAUCUAAUUUGGGGAUGCUCUUUGUCAUUUUGACAACACAAUCUGCACGUGAAGAUUUCUGUUGUUCCAAAUAAACAUACUCCAAAAUGUCAAUUUUGAGGUGGGCCUUUGAGUCUCACUUUGAUUUGUUGAAAUAUGCUGCUGUGCUUGUGUUUCAACAAACCUACUGCAAACAGGCUUUCAUUCCUAAUGCUCUCUGUAAACCUAGGUAGUAAAUAUCCAGGGGUAGGGGGUAUGUUAGUGACCAUGCACUUCCAUGCAUGGAGCAUAUUUGCAGGAAUUUCAGUGGUUCUCAAAAUCUCUGAAGCUUUUUUUAAACUAGUUGAUGUGAAUUAAAGUCUACAUGCUUGAACGGCAAACAAGUCAGUGGAAGGAUUUGCCAGCCUACAGCUAGAGUGAGUACUAUUAUUAAAAUUCCUUUGCUAUGCAAUUAGUAGACUCAAAGGGCCAGAUUGUUCAACUCUGUAUUGACCUGCAUUCAGGUUGAUGUAAAGUUUGUCUGUUUGGUAUGUGCAUCACUCUUCCAGUUCACCAAGAACUAGAGUAGUGGACAUCCCCAAAUGAGUUUUCUGCUACUUAAAAAUAUCAGCAAUCUGCUGAGCAGUUUCUGAUUUAUACAGUCCCAUAAAUCAUCCUUUAUACUGCCUUUAGGUGGAAAACAUUAGAUAACUUCAGAAGCAAUACAUCAAGUGGAUUAGUAAGUUUCAAACAGUGGCCUCCAUUUUGGAAUGUGCAGUUUUGCCAAUGCAUGUUUCAAGCACUGGGUUGCAGAGCAGACCGUACUCUACAUAUAUUUGCAAGAGCACAUAUGGAAGGGGUGGGCUAUGAGCCAUGUUUUCAACAGGCCUUAUUUUCAUUUUUAACCACUUAUUAGAAUUUAGCCACUGAUUAUGUUUCACUUACAUUUAAAAUUAUUUGGAAUGGAUCAGCACAAAACUCCAAUACGCUUUGGAACAGACUCAUCCAUGGAGUAGCUAGAUUUGUCAACCACAUUUGAAAUAUCAUCAGAAGAGUCUGUUUCAUCCCCUCACUGUAUGAUGUUUGAGCUUCUAGUCGGGUGACCAGAUAGCAAGUGUGAAAAAUCAGGAUGCAGGGUGGGGGUCAGCAUUUAUAGAAGAAAAAGCCCCAACUAUCAGGACUGUCCUUAUAAAAUCAGGACAUGUGGUCACCCUAGCUUCUAGUGGACAAACUUCUGUUUCAGAAGGAUGGUCCUAUUUGGCUUUUGCCAUUUUAGCCAAUUAAAUUGUAAUAAACAGCCAGAACAAGUGGUUUUUUUGUUUUAUAUAAAAUUUACAAGUGGCAUCCCAAAGAAGAAAUGUCUUAAUAGUGGUGAAACUGUUUAGUAUAAUGCAUGCAAAAAAAACCUGUGCCAAAAGUUUUUUUUUUUGCAUUUGUCUCAUGUUACCUUCUAAAGUUGUACUGUUACAUACAUAAAGCUACAAGUAAGUUAUUCGUAAGUGUUACAAUGCUUUUCACCAAUGAAGAAUUUCAGUAAUCUUGUAAAUGAUGCAUAAUAGUUGGAGUAAAGUUAAUUUCAAUCUGA